Molecule: messenger RNA, 2651 nt
Organism: Plodia interpunctella (Indianmeal moth)
Lineage: Eukaryota; Metazoa; Arthropoda; Insecta; Lepidoptera; Pyralidae
Product: uncoordinated protein 58-like
Exons: 8
Coding region: 547-2082 (511 amino acids)
Biological process (GO): potassium ion transmembrane transport; stabilization of membrane potential
Cellular component (GO): plasma membrane
Molecular function (GO): outward rectifier potassium channel activity; potassium ion leak channel activity
Source: RefSeq, a predicted model, not a curated record
GCGAGCGUCUCGUGUCGAGUGACGGCACGCGAAUUUUAAAAUUUCCUCGUGCGUGUUGUGUUGUGCUUUGUGUAGUAACAUUUAAUGUGGUUGUGAAAGAAUACUGUGUAUUUAUGACCUAAUUAGGACUUUAGAAAAUUGAUGUUUUGGAUAUUAAAAUUGAAAUUAAAGUUAAGUGGACUUGUGUAGAUUUCUACUUAGUGUAAUGUAGGAGUGUAUUUAGGGUCUCGGCUUACGAAGUUUUUAUUAAGGAAAAAUCAGUGUCCUGAAAGUUGGGACAAAGGCCGUAGCCGCAGCCUCCUCAUCAAUCAAUCAACCCGCGACGUUUGAAUUUGUACCAACACACUGCGACGACCCGCUGACAGGUCUCGCAGAAACUCUCAUCAAAAAUUAAGAUUUUGGAGAGGGAAUAGUGUGAAAUAUUUAAAUGAUAUAUUAUCUGAUUCUCUACACAAAACCUGAUAACGAAAAAUCGACUGCAGCAUGAGAUUCCCGCUUUCCACAAAUAAUGACGUCACUACGCGAAGGUAGAAGGUAACGGCCAAAAUGGAUAUAGAUCAUGUUGUACUCGAUAAGGAAACCAUCAACCGAUUUGAACAGUACACAUUGGCAAAGCCUUCUCUUAAUGGCGGGAUAUCUUUGGACAGGUGCCAAGAAACCGACUCGGUAGCAUCUAAUAGCAGAAAGAAGGCGCAAACUUCCCGCCAAAAAGUUGUUUGCUGCUUUUGUUUUAAAACAACAAAAUAUAGAAGAAAACAAUUCAUUAUAAGCUCACUGACGAAUAUAGUGAUAUUUUCUCUUCUACUAGCCUAUACGUUUCUUGGAUCGUUUAUAUUUUUAGCAAUAGAAGGAGGUGCGGAAGUACCAGUUAGACCUCGGAUAUUACCGGACAGGCAGAAAAUAAGCCAAAGAGAUCAGAACAAUAGUAGCAAAAAGCAAACAGACGACGAUUACGAGUAUGGUAAUUUGACACUCUCAGCGAACUACUUCUGGGAGGCAAGGAGUCGGGCGGUGGAAAAUAUCUGGGAAAUAACUGUGUCACUGAAUAUUUUGUACCGUGAGAAUUGGACGAGACUAGCUGCCCAGGAGAUACUAAAGUUUCAGAAUGAGCUAGUGCAACGGGUUACUACUGAGAUGGCGUCGCAGUAUGGCGUCAGUUACAGGGAAAUGGCGCUUGGCGAGUUCGGGAGCGAACUUAAUAACCAUUACGAGGAGCACGAGUGGAAUUUAGCACUCGCAUUUUUCUACUCGCUUACAGUUUUAACUACUAUAGGUUAUGGAAAUAUCGCUCCCCGGACAAUUCUUGGAAAAGGAGUCACGAUCAUUUAUGCAUUAUUCGGAAUACCUUUAACACUCGUAUACUUAUCAAGCGUCGGUUCCCUGCUAUCCAAAAUGGCGAGAAGUGUGUUUAGCAGGGCCCUGUGUUGCUGCCUUUGCUCGAACUGUGGUUACUGCUGCUAUGACGAGCGAAGAAUGGCAGAAAAAGAAAGGCGAAUGAAGCUCAAAAGACAACAAGAAGAAAUGCUCAACAGUCAGAACACAAGCAAAACCCCAACAGAAGAAUGCUAUGUUCUAAAACCUGAUAGUCAGAAAGACUUAUCCAUAUCAGAAAGACCAACAACGAGCACUGCUAAAGACGAUAUUAUAAGUUGGCCGGAUACAGACUCUAAACUUUCGAUGCAUGGUUUGAGCAUCCUCGCUCCAGUUUUGCUUUGUCUAGCGGCAAUAUUUAUUUAUAUCACUAUAGGAGCUAUAGUUUUGUAUAAAUUAGAUAAUAUGGGCAUUAUAGACGGAUUUUAUUUCUGUUUUAUGGCUUUAAGUACUAUUGGGUUUGGUAAUAUUAUUCCAGGAAUGAGUUACACGACCAUUAGUGGUGUAAGGUAUUACACAAUUAAUUCUGUUACCUUGUGGUUCUGUUCUGCUUAUACAUUAACUGGAUUAGCGUUAACUGCCAUGUGUUUUGGCGUAAUUCAUGAUGAAAUUAUUUAUAGGAUAAAACACCAACAGAAAGAAUGGUCACAUAAAAGCAAUACUGUUAACGACGAAGUGAAUUUGAAUGAUCCGUUUUAUAUGCACUCUUGACAAAUGUUCAAAGGUAAAUCUGAGAAUUUGUAUAGUAUAAUGGAGGAUAAUACAGUUGUAGAGAGGAAUAGAAUUGAAAUUGACAAUAGGGAGGUAGUACUUUGUGUAGAUGAUGUGUCCGGAGUUGUGGAUACGAGCACGGAUUUCCCUCCACCGCCUCCCGAGGAAGAAAUAGUAACAAUUGUAACAAAAAAGGAGCCAAAAGGCUUCGGGAAUAUGGUUGCAUACAAUGUAUUACCUGAAAUGCUAGAACAUGUAAACACGUCAUAACUUUUGAUUGAUUGCCAAUAUUUUAGUUUUUACUGGCUGUGAAAAGUUUGUUUUACAAUAUUCGAACAAAAAUAUCAUCAAACCUGUAUCGAAUUUAUUUUCCCGUGAUUGAAAUGUAACAUUGUAUAUAUGUAAAUAUUUGUAAGUAUUAGCGUUAAACUGAACAAGUGAAUGAUGUCUAACAUCUUUUAUCUCGAUCUAUUUGUCAACUGUUAAUAUCAAAGUAAUUGUAACAAUUUUCAUGUGAAAAGUUUCUUUGUAAAGAUAUCAGUUUAAUAAUAAAACACAAUGAAAGAGAG